GUGGUCUGUGAUAAAAAGUAAUACCUCGCGCAUGCUGUGUUUCUUCCUUGCUCUUCUCUUUUGAAUGUGUUUACUUUUAAUUAUUUUAAUUUAAUAAAAAUUAUUUAGAUACUUGAAUCUUUAAACAUACAUUUCAGCAACAAAAAUGAAGCGUAAAUUAAGUGAUCUAGAUGAUCAAGAAUCAAGGUUAUCCCAGAUACUCUUCAGCAAGUCAAAGGAUUUGGUGGAAAAACUGAAACCUUUAGAUCAUUAUGAAAAAAAUCAAGAUCAAAAACCAGUUUGGAUAGAUGAAGAUGAUGAACAAUCUGAUAUUAAAAGUUUUAAUUCAAAACUAAAUUAUACAGAAAAACUAAAACAAAAAUAUGAGACCUUAGUAGGCACACCUUCUUGGGCAAAGAUAAGAAAUAAUAAAAUGAAAACUGAUGAAUAUGGGGAUGAUGAAGUGUUACGAACAGUUGGCCAUAUUCACAAAAAAAAAUCUGAACAGUUGCCUAAAAAUUAUCUUGAGGUUAAAACAUUGCCAAAUAUAAAUUCAAAAACCCAUAAUGAAGGUCGAACUAUAUCAUGUAUUGAGUUUCAUCCCAAGCUAAGUGUAGCUCUUGUUGGUGGUUCUUCUGGAAAUAUAUCAUUACUUUCCAUAGGAGGCGAAGUGAAGAAUACAUUACACAGUUUUAAACUAAAAAGAUGGGAGGUAACUGCAGCCCAAUUUUCUCCCAAUGGGUCUGAAGCAUAUCUGGCUACAAACCAUAGUCAUAGUUAUUGUGUUUAUGAUCUUGUAAAAGCUAAACCCACACUACAUCAAUUACCACGGGCACUAAAUAGACCAAAGAAAUUUCAAAUAUCACCAGAUGGAUCUUACAUUGCUGCAUCAAAUGGAUUUGACGAGUUAUUUUUAAUAAGCACAGCAUCAAAGGAGCUUUUAAGGUGCCUGAAACAAAAUUCGAUUAUAGAAUCAUUUACAUUUAGUCAUAACAGUGAGAAAAUUUAUUGCUAUGGUACACAAGGUGAAAUUACAAUUUGGGAUUUGUUGACAUUUAGACCACUUAAAAAAUUCUAUGAUAAUGGCUGUGUGAAUGCAUCUUGCAUUACAACCAGUCUAUGUGGGCGCCUGUUAGCUGCAGGAAGUCGAGAAGGCAUCAUAAAUAUAUAUGAUUCAUCAAAACUAGACACCCCACAGCCAUGUCCUGUCAAAACAAUUACAAAUUUGACCACCAAGAUUACAAAUCUUAAAUUCAAUGCUACUACAGAAAUACUUGCUGCAUCAUCAGGAUUAAUUCCGAAUGCUGUAAAACUCAUUCACAUCCCUUCAUAUCAUGUGUUCGCUAACUUUCCAGAUCAGUCUGAAAAUUUAUCACAGAUAACAGCAGUUAAUUUUUCCCCUAAUAGUGGAUAUAUGGCCAUAGGAAAUGAUAAAGGAUGUGCCAAAUUGUACAGACUGAAAUAUUAUAAAAAUUAUUAAAUGUCAUUCAAAUAUUUGUUUGUAAAAUUGGUUUCUUUUCAUUCUGCGGUCUAAUUGUCUAAAAAUAAUCUUUCACAAAUCUCUUUGGAUUUGACAUUUGAAAGGCAUUCAUGAACUUCAUGCUACAACUAUUUGACAUGUGAAAGCAAUUGCGAUCGCAAUUUUUUUUUAAAAGAUAUUGAAUAAACGGUAACUUUCAUUUGACGUUAAUCAGAAUUAUAUAAGCAAAUUGAUUGUUACAAAUACAUUUGAAAGUUAUUGGGUAAUGUCA
This is a messenger RNA of Diatraea saccharalis (sugarcane borer), 1730 nucleotides long. The record is from the annotation of a GenBank genome assembly. NCBI's taxonomy places the organism in Eukaryota, Metazoa, Arthropoda, Insecta, Lepidoptera, Crambidae.